Melozone crissalis (California towhee) is the source of this 1671-nucleotide messenger RNA. RefSeq names its product transmembrane protein 18 (gene TMEM18). The record is from RefSeq and is a predicted model, not a curated record. Lineage: Eukaryota; Metazoa; Chordata; Aves; Passeriformes; Passerellidae. Gene Ontology annotation, cellular component: nuclear membrane.
AUGGACACGGACACAGACACAGACAGUGACACGGACACGAACACGGACACGGACACGGACACAAACAGUGACACAAACACAGGCACAGACGCGGACACGGACAUGGACACAAACAGUGACACGGAUCCGGACACGGACAUGGUUGCGGACACAGACACGGACAUGGACAUCGGCACCGGCACUCCAAGAUCGACGGCGUCCUGCGGAAAAGCAAAGCCCGAGCGCCACCUGCCGCUGCUUCCCAACAGGAAAACGGCGCUGGAUGCCAGCUUCGCCAGCUUCUCCUCCUCACCCUCCACUGCGCACCCCGGUACCCUGGGACUCACAGCCAGCUGGGCGAUAUCAGCUUUACUGCCCGUGUAUUUGGACACCCGCACUCUUUACACCUGUUUCCGGAGUUCAGGAGAACAAAAACAAGGGGAGCUAUUGGAGGUCACCACCCCAAUUCUGCGCCGAGCCCAGCGGGACCCACAGAGCGGACACUGGGGACAUUGGCGGCCGCCCGACGCCAACCGCUCAACACGCGACCAGAGCACCCUCAGGAGAAGGAGCCACCGGGGUGUGCGGAGCCACCUCAGCCCGGGUUCCGAGCCGCGGGACCAUCGGCGCGCCCCUCGCCUCGGGGAAGGCGGAGCCACUCCUGGCCCCACCGCCCUUCCACCAUCGCUCGGCAGGGCAAGCGGCGGCCGCCCGAGUCUCGCGAGAACCGGCGCUGCCGCUGCCACCGCCGCCAUGGAGCCGCCGGUGCGCGGCCCGCCGGGGCUGUCGGCCGUGCUGGCGAGCACGGACUGGUCCGAGCCCUGGCUGCUGGGGCUGGCCGCCUUCCACCUGCUCUGCUUCCUGCUCACCUGCGCGUCCCUGCAGCACCGCCGGGUGCAGGUCGGCCACUUCCUCUGCAUGGUGGGCUUAGUGUACUGUGCUGAAUAUAUCAACGAAUUAGCAGCCAUGAAUUGGAGGCUCUUUUCUAAAUACCAAUACUUUGAUUCAAGAGGAAUGUUCAUUUCACUUGUAUUUUCAGCACCACUGCUGGUGAAUACUAUUAUAAUUGUGGUCUCCUGGGUUUACAGAACUUUGAAUGUAAUGACUGAACUAAAGAUGCUACAGCAGAGAAGGAAAGUAGAAAAAGAGAAAAAGAAGUGAAAGUGCCAAACUUCUUCUUUCUUCAGUUGUAAUAAUGCCUGUCUGGAUAAUCAGUCCUUCUGUAAGGGUAUGCAGGAACAGAAAUAUUUUUGUGUGUGGUGUCAAGAGGACUUUGUGAUUGUGGCUGUGGGCAUUGAGGUGAAAGCAGGUAUCUACAGUACAUUUGAAUUGGCUGUGAAAUUAUGAAACCAGUCUUAACAAGUCUUUGUGCCCUUCAGUGUACGAUUGUUUUCCUCCAUGACCAAGGCUGUUAGUAUUGAUGAGACACAAUCUUCCAGUUUCCAUUUGCCUGUCUAUUUUUUUACUAUGUCUUUUUUUCUGUGCUUAUCAAGUGUCAGUUAUUCUGCUGCUUAAGCCAAUUGGAGCUGUGUUGUGAAUUACAGUAAAUGAGAGAUUUUAUUCAGAAUAACUCAGGAAUCCAUGCUUCUGUGAAGCACAUCACUUCUUUAUAAACCAAGUUUCAUACUUCCUGUGUGUACUGUGUGCCAGUGGCAUUUUAUAAAUAAAACUAUCCACUUACUGUAUCUCAAA